CCGGCUCGGCGCUGACUCCGCCGCACGCUGCAGCCGCGGCUGGAAGAUGGCGGGGACCGACUGCGGCGCGCUGCUGGACGACGAGCUCUCCUCCUUCUUCCUCAACUAUCUGGCCGACACGCAGAGUUGGGGGUCCGGGGAAGAGCAACUCUACGCCGACUUUCCGGAGCUCGACCUCUCCCAGCUGGACGCCAGUGACCUGGACUCAGCUCCCGGCUUCGGGGAGUCUCAGUGGUGUCCAGAGAACCCCGAGACAGAGCCCAGCCCGUACAGCCCCGACGACUUGGAGCUUUUCCAGAUCAUUGGCAGCGAGAAUGAGGCCCUGCUCGCCGCGUUCACCAAGACCCUGGACGACAUCCCCGAGGACGACGUGGGUCUGGCCGCCUUCCCGGCGCUGGAUGGUGGAGACGUGCUGUCCUGCACCUCGUCCUCGCCCGCCCCCUCCUCCGCGCCCCCCAGCCCCUCCCCGGAGGGGCCCCCAGCCCCGGGCCCCGACGUGGACGAGCUCUCACUGCUGCAGAAGCUCCUCCUCGCUACGUCCUACCCCGCGUCGAGCUCGGACUCUCCGAAGGACGGGGCCCCCUCGUGCCAGCCAGGCCUCCGGCCCAAGAGUCAGCGGUCUUGUGUCAAGGUGGACAGCCCCCACGACAGGAGGGGCCCCCUGACGCCGCCCCAGAGCCGGAGCUGUUCUGAGCUGCAUAGGCACCUCGUCUCAGCGUCGCCCUGCCUCCAGGCCAGGUGCCUGCAGCCCCCAGCGCCCCCGAGCCCCUGCCUGCCUGAGCAGGAGGAGCUGGAGCUGGGCGAGGACUGCCCGAGCCCCCAGCCCACCCCCGCCGAGCCCCAGGCGUCCCCCGCGCCAGGCGGGCCGGGCCCCGGCGCCUCGGUGUCCCAGGAAGACAUGCAGGUCAUGGUCCAGCUCAUCCGCUACAUGCACACCUACUGUCUCCCCCAGAGGAAGCUGCCCCCGCCCGCCCCCCAGCCGGCCCCCCAGCCCUGCAGCAGCCCCUCCAGGCAGGCCCGCGCCCGGCCCGGCCCCCAGCACCCCUCCAAGCCCUCGUGGGCCGAGUUCUCCAUCCUGAGGGAACUCCUGGCUCAAGACCUCCUCUGCGAUGUCAGCAAGCCCUACCGCCUGGCCACGCCCGUCUAUGCCUCCCUCACCCCCCGGCCCCGGCCCCCCAAAGACAGCCCGGCCUCCCACGGGGACGAGGUGCAGGUCUCGGGCUCGCCCAGGAGCGCAGGGCCGCGGCCCAGCCUGCGCCCGCUGAGGCUCGACAUGAGGGGCCGGCUCGGCCGGUCGGCCAGGCUGAAGGACGAGGAGGAGGAGGAGGAAGAAGAAGAAGAAGAAGACGAAAAAGAAGAGGAGGACGAGGAGGACGAGGAGGAGGAGGACGAGGAGGAGUGGGGCCGGAAAAGGCCGGCUCGGAGCCUGCCGUGGACCAAGCUGGGGCGGAGGCAGGACGGCCUGGGCCCCGUGCGGCGCUCACGCAGACUGAACCCCGAGCUGAGCCCCUGGCUGAGCUGCGCGGAUGAGGCCGGGGGGCCCGCCGAGCCCCAGGCAGCUCUGGCCUCCCCGCACCUGGACCCCAAGGCCUGCCGCAUGGGCGAGGACAGUGCCCAGGACCCGCCGCUCCUGCAGGGACCCCAGACCCCAGCCGUGGAGAGCCCCUGUGAGAGCGGAUGUGGGGACACCGAGGAGGACCCAGGCUGCCCGGCCAGAGACUCUCCCAGGUGCCUCAUGCUGGCCUUGUCACAAAGUGACCCCCCUUUUGGCAAGAAGAGCUUCGAGCAGACCCUCACCGUGGAGCUCUGUGGCACAGCAGGGGCUGGUGUCCCGUGGAGCAGCCACCGGUCUCCACCUCACGCUUGUCCUCUUGCUUGGGCAGGACUCACCCCGCCCACCACGCCCCCAUACAAGCCCGCAGAAGAGGACCCCUUCAAACCCGACGUCAAGCACAGCCCGGGCCGGCCCGGGGCUGCUGGCCUCUCACUGGUGGCCGCUGCCGCCGCCCACAGGCCACCCAGGAAACAGCCCGAGCGGCACGAGCUGCUGUCCCAGCUCCAGCUGGCCGCGGCCACCGCCACCACGGCCCCCGCCGCCUCGCAGGCCGGCCAGAAGCGCCCCUUCUCCUGCUCCUUCGGAGACCACGACUACUGCGAGGUGCUCAAGCCCGACGGCGCCCUGCACAGGAAGGUGCUGAGGUCCUGGGAGCCGGCCGGGCUGGCCCUGGAGGACAGGGAGGAGGACAGUGCGCUGCUGAGGGACCACGAGAUCCGCGCCAGCCUCACCAAGCACUUCGGGCUCCUGGAGAGCGCGCUGGGGGACGAGGACCUGGCCUUGUGCCGGAGCCCCGAGUACGACACCGUCUUCGAGGACGGCAGCAGCAGCAGCGGCGAGAGCAGCUUCCUCCUGGAGGAGGACGGGGAGGAGGACCACGAGGAGGGGGACGCGGGGGUCAGCCCCCCGUGCUCUGACCACUGCCCCUAUCAGAGCCCCCCGAGCAAGGCCAUUCGGCCGCCGUGUUCCCGCAGCCGCUCCAGCUCCGGCUCCUCGUCCUGCCGCUCCCGCUCACCAGCCUCGCGGAGGCCCUUCAGAUGCGGAAGCAGAGGGCCGUGCUCCGAUGGAACGCCCAGCUCCCGGCAUGCCCUGAAGCGGCGGGAAAAGGCCAUUGGCGAAGGGCGCGUGGUGUACAUCCGGAACCUCGCCCGAGACAUGAGCCCCCGAGAGCUGAAGAGGCGCUUUGAGGUGUUCGGCGAGAUCGUGGAGUGCCAGGUGCUGAGCCGGAGCAAGAGGGGCGAGAAGUCCGGCUUCAUCACCUACCGGUGCUCGGAGCACGCGGCCCUCUCGCUGAGGAAGGGCGCGGCACUGCGCAGACGCAACGAGCCCUCCUUCCAGCUGAGCUACGGAGGGCUCCAGCACUUCCGCUGGCCCCGGUACACUGACUAUGAUUCCAAUUCAGAAGAGGCCCUUCCUGCGUCCGUGAAAAACAAGUACGAAGCCAUGGAUUUUGACAGCUUACUGAAGGAGGCCCAGAGGAGCCUGCAUUGAUAACAGCCUUAACCUUCGAGGAAUACCUCAAUACCUCAGACAAGGCCCUUCCAAUAUGUUUACGUUUUCAAAGAAAUUAAGUCUAUGAGAAGCAGGAGCGAGAGCGAGCGCGUGAGAGAGCGAGAGACCUGAAACUGCUGUCCUUUCCAAACGAAUCAAUGUUUACAUCGAACAAAGCUGCUUCCGUCCGUGAGUCCCCCUGGUGUGACGACCCACUGCCACCGUAGGUCCUCCUCGCUUCUGCCGGCCGUCCCCGCCCGCGACCCCAUAGACAUGCAGCCGUGCUCACCAUGACAUUUCUUGUCUGUAGUGUGUGAUGAUGAAAUUGUUACUCGUGAAUAGAAUCAGGAUUAUAAACUCAUUUUUAAUUGAAGAAAAAAAAAGUAUAUCCUUAAAAAAAAAUAAUGUAUUUAUAGCUCAGAUGUACUGGGCCCAGGAUUAUUGUAUUGCUUCCUUGAUUUUUUUAACUAUGCACUGUUGUGAGGCGUUUGCCACUGAGCUGCUCUGCUCCCUUGGUCAGUCCGUCUCGGGGUGGGGGUUUGGUGGGG
Messenger RNA from Sorex araneus (European shrew), 3594 nucleotides. It is a transcript of the gene PPARGC1B, whose product is annotated as PPARG coactivator 1 beta. Bases 47 to 3046 code for a protein of 999 amino acids. Gene Ontology annotation, biological process: positive regulation of transcription by RNA polymerase II. The record is from RefSeq and is a predicted model, not a curated record. NCBI's taxonomy places the organism in Eukaryota, Metazoa, Chordata, Mammalia, Eulipotyphla, Soricidae. The transcript has 12 exons. Gene Ontology annotation, cellular component: nucleus. Gene Ontology annotation, molecular function: transcription factor binding; RNA binding.